This is a messenger RNA of Manihot esculenta (cassava), 1524 nucleotides long. RefSeq names its product protein EMBRYO DEFECTIVE 1674. Bases 257 to 1291 code for a protein of 344 amino acids. Lineage: Eukaryota; Viridiplantae; Streptophyta; Magnoliopsida; Malpighiales; Euphorbiaceae. The transcript is spliced from 4 exons. The record is from RefSeq and is a predicted model, not a curated record.
GGCAGGAAGACAUUGUCCUAAAAUUUAGGGGAGAAGAGGUUUCAUUUUCUGCUUGCUCAUUCGAUUCACUAUGCUCGCUAACCCCACUCGGCCAAUUCCAAGAUUCCAAAUUCCGACCCAAAUCUACGCUAUACAGCCGCUGCUACUUCUGCAGCCGUUCUGCUUCAUCAUCUGAUUCCUCAACUUCCUCAUUCCUUCAUCACCGCCACAAACCCCACAGAAAAAAGGUCGAGAAUUCCUCACCGGUGUUGCCAAAAUGACGGAGAGAACGAACCUCUGGAGGAACCCAAAACCCACAUUUUCUCCCCUCUCUUAUUCUGAUCGUAAAGCCAUCAUUCCUGCUUCUUGCAAAUCUGUGUUAUUGCACGAUUGGUGGCUGGUUAAGUCGGAAGACAAAGGGAUUGCUGUUGCUGGGUUUGCUUCAAGGGAGAGGUUAGGUGCAAGAGUCUUUACCUCUGCUCGAAUAUCCAGGAGACUGGAUGCCACCACUCUAGAGACCUUGGAUGGCGUCACAAUUAAAAUAAGUGGCUUGAUAAAUAGGUCUCAAUCACAUCAAAAUGGCUUUUCAUUUAUGGUUUGCAAUAGUUUCCAGCUUGGGUUUCCAUAUUGCUGGGAGGACUGCGUUUCUCAAUGCUGUGGCGAAGAAUCUUCUAAACAGUCAUGCAUUGAUGCAUAUACUUUCCUGCCAUUUACUUUGGAUAAUCUUCCAGCAACAAGGCUACGUGAUCAUGUUAUGUGCCUUCCUGAAGAUUCUGAAAACCUGUUUUGUGAUGUCAUGGGAAAACUCAGGGACAAUGCAUCCCAACAUGCUCCAGUGACAGGCAAUUCAAACUCGGCAAACGAAGGUCCAAGUGUGACUGCAAGCUCUGAAAUGGAAGAAACGCCGAGGAAGCAUAAGAAGUUGAAGACUGAUCAGAUGCAGAGAGAUGACGAUGACAGAACCUUGGAAGCAAAAGAUACGGUAACCAAAUUCAACCGAUGUAAAGGUGUUGUCACAAGAAGUAUGUCGAGAUCAAGGAAUCUUAAAAGCAAGGGAGAAGAGGAUGUCCCAUUGAGUUCUCCUGCCAACUUUAGAAAUUCUAGAAACAAACUGGGAAAGAAUCUUCCAUUAAACUUUUUCAUUGAGGGUGAAAGUAGUGCCCAGCUUUCAACAUCAGCAGCCAAAGACAGCCAAUCUGCAGGAGUUGUAUGUGCAAUGCAAGCGGGUUCCAUAUAUGUGUCAUCUAGACAGGAUGAGAAAGAUACUGAUUUCAGAAGGUCUGAUAGACUGAAGAAGUACUGGUACGAAUAAUUGAUUGCCCAAAAGUCAAAAAUAGAAGAGAUGACCAAGUCUAAGGGAUUUGUUUUCAUGUAAAAGUCUAAUGCCAGUAUCAAAAUUAUAUAUGGGCUUUUAACUCAUUGAUACUGGAUUCGUUUUCAAAGCUGAAAGGUCUCGAGUUUAAACUUUUGUCGGAGUCGAUUGUAUAAAAAAUAACUUGAAUUUUAUAAUAUCGGUUUAACAAUGAGAAACCUUUCCCCACCCCA